This is a messenger RNA of Salmo salar (Atlantic salmon), 2898 nucleotides long. RefSeq lists its product as uncharacterized. Gene Ontology annotation, molecular function: DNA-binding transcription factor activity, RNA polymerase II-specific. Gene Ontology annotation, cellular component: nucleus. NCBI's taxonomy places the organism in Eukaryota, Metazoa, Chordata, Actinopteri, Salmoniformes, Salmonidae. The record is from RefSeq and is a predicted model, not a curated record. Gene Ontology annotation, biological process: regulation of transcription by RNA polymerase II.
GAAGUAGGUGACAUCUUGUUUCCGGAACAAGAGGAGUUGCGUGAAGAAGCGUAAGGUUUAUGUUGGAAACCGUGAAGUCCUAAGACGUUGAUUGAACAGUGCAAUGCAAAUUACUAUAACAUAAGCGUUUAAUUAACAUAGAGCCAAGGAGAUGUCCGAUACUGUAGCCUUUCAUGCUCAGCUAGCCUCCAUCAUUGAGGUUUUGGCGAAUGCAGCCGUUGCCGAAAUUUGCAAACUUGUAGAUGACGGCCAUGCUGCCUUACGUUUGGAAAUUUCACAUAGUCAGAAAGAAAUUGAUAACCUGCGGAGGAAGCUGCUUUUGACAAAAUUCCAGAAUUCUCGACGGAGCGCAGAGAAAUUGGGAGUCCUGCAACGCACAGUUCACCGACGCGUGGACACCGAUAAUUUUACCCGGGCAAGGGCAAGAGAGAGCUUCGUAGAAAAGCCAACAGACAGUCUUGGAUAUUUGCAGAAUUGUUUUGCCGACACUGAAGGGAGCAACUUUACACAGAAUGUAGCCAACUGGAGAGACUCAGGACGCACAGCAACAGACCAGGAUUGGGGCAUGCAGAUUGCAGAUAUGCAAGAGGCACCUCUUAUCAAAAUGGAGAACCAUGGCACCAGCAGAACAGAAGAGAUUGUCCAACUGGUCAGUGAGAGCAGUGAGAAGAUCAUUGUGGCAGAACCAGGUUCUUCAUCAUCUACUGAAACCACAGACCUUCUGGACCAGCAGGGCAACAGACACAGAGCUCCAGACACCUCACUCAAUAUAGAACCUGAAAACCAGACGUUCCAGCAUCCAGCAUCACAAUACAACAGAGCAACACAGGACCAUCAGGUUGCUGAGGGUGUGACCUGGGAAACUGACCAUCAACCCAUAUCAUACAGCCUGUCCCAAUGGACAGAGAACCACAAGACUGACAAUCGAACUGUGAAUGCUCUUCACAAUGCUGGGCCAGACUCCAAAAGGCUGUCUGGACAUCCAGAGAGGAGAGGGGUGUCUGGUAACUCUGGGGUCUGCAUGUCUGCUUUGGGCUCUCUGGACUGGCUGCCUGAUGUGGUGAUGGUGGACACGGUUCCUAUUAAAGUGGAGGCAGAUAUGAGUUCAGAAUGGAGCAUAACUGGUCAAGAGGUGACAUCUGGAGAUGUCUGUUCAGACAGCAGGCAGCUUGUGGACAACAGAAGAAGAGGGGGAAUGGAAUCUGGACAGACAAAGUGUCCCCCUGACACUCAACAUGCUGAACAAGGGACAACUGUAGGAUCAAUGUCCAAGAUGCCAGAUUUCAAUGGACUGUCCAACCGAAACAGAUUUUCAUCCCCAAGGGUUACUCUCCACCAGGUUCCCCAAAGAGGGAAGCCAGCCCACUUCCCAAAUUUCAACAGAGGCUCCACUUCUUCACCGAAAGGCAUAGAAAAGCAGCCACAACAGCUGACGUCUCACUCCACCAAGAGGCAGCUCCGGUGCAGCCUCUGCGGAAAGCCCUUCCACCAGCCGGCGCACCUGCGGAGUCAUAUGCGGGUGCACACAGGGGAGAAACCGUACGGCUGCAGCCACUGCACCAAGCGCUUCUCCCACAGCCACCAGCUGAAGAUGCAUGAGAGGGUGCACACCGGAGAGAAACCGUUUCAAUGUGUCUACUGUGGGAAGUCCUUCACCCAGUCCGGCAACAUGAAGAAGCACCUCCUCGUCCACACUGGUGGCAGGCCACAGGACAUUGUGCUGCCCUGAGUGUUCCAGGGUGAAGUUUCCCCUAGGUACAGAUCUAGGAUCAGCUUCCUCUCUCACAAUCUUAACCUUUGUCAUUAGUAGAAAGAAAUGCUAAACUGACCCAACAUCAGUGUCUAGGGGCAAUUUAACACUACUCUACCCUGCGAAUGAAAUGCAGGGCCAGUAGUUUUUCCUCAGAACGUGACCAGACCGGGGGAAAUCUCCUGGUCCUAGUUGUAAGUGGAAUGGCUCCACACUCGUGGGUUUUCAUAUGAAAACUGAGUCGAUGUGUUUUUAACAGUUUGAUUGGUUUCUACAUUGAACGGUUCUGGUGUGUAGUGGUUGUGUUUUCAGUUUACUGGCUUGAUGCUUGGUCCAGAGUGGAUAGAUAAUGUAUAAGUUAUGAAGAAGACUCGAUCCUGAGCUAGCCUGACGACUCACACUAAAUUCUUCAGCUGCUCUGUCGUUCACUACAUACUUUAGUCUGAGACUGCCAUCAUUGAAGUUGUUUGUGGUGAUGAGGGGCACUAUGGGUGUUGUACAAAAUAAAGUAAUCAGUGACUGGAUCGUCUCGAACCAAUUAAGAGCGUCCAUGCCAAUGACGAAUUUUCAAACCAUAGCUUUAAUCGUGCGUUUUCUGACUCUGGCCCAACCCAAUCGGUUUCUGGACCAAUCAGACAGCCCUGAAUGUGUUCACAUUCAGUGAAGGGUCGGUGAGGUACUCCGAUCUGGACUCAUUGCUCUCAAGAAACUGACAUCUGAGGGAGUGGCGUAGGGUUUGGCCAGAGCAAAGAGUCUUGGUAGCCAGGAAAAUCCUGAUCCCCGGUAGAAUCCAGUACAUUGUGGUUACAGGUUCCUGUGAAUGACGACAUGAACCAUUAUAUUCUUGCUGUAUGAUUGAUGCACUGCAUACACCCCUAUUACCAAUGUAAUUAUUAGUGCGGUUUGCGAAGCACGAGACCCCACUUUAAAUCUCCGUCAUACUUUAUAUUAUUAUUUGGAACGCUACUCCUCUUACACCGUUUAAGCUAGAAACGCCAUUCAAACUUUAAACGUGCCGAGAGGUCAGGACCAAUGUGCUUGCAUACAACUUUUUAUAGCUUUUGUACUUUUUAAACUACUAAGAUUUUUGUCCCUUAUUUACUUUCAUAGUUUUUAUUCAACAUUAUAAAGGUCCUAUUGUGACAUCA